Molecule: messenger RNA, 4100 nt
Organism: Lymnaea stagnalis (great pond snail)
Lineage: Eukaryota; Metazoa; Mollusca; Gastropoda; Lymnaeidae
Source: the annotation of a GenBank genome assembly
CACAAAUACUAUUUGGCUUCAAGAUGGAAAUUUAUUAUCGCUACUAAAUUCAGCCACUUCCGCGUGAAACAACAACAGUUAGUGUUGUGCCACGUCUUUCUAAUUUUUCAUUCUAAAUAUUGCUUUAAAACAGUUGCUUUCAACCCGUUAGCACAAUGCCUGAAAAAUUAGCAAACGUUAUUGUUAAGUUUUACGAUGAAUAUAUGCAAAGUACACCCAAGAAGUUGAAAAUUAUUGAUGCAUACCUUGUUUAUGUAUUGAUCACCGGCAUCGUUCAAUUUGCUUAUUGCUGUCUAGUCGGAACAUUCCCAUUCAACUCAUUUCUUUCAGGAUUUAUUUCUACAGUAGGAUCUUUUAUUUUGGCAGGUAAUUUGACAUUCAAUUUGUAAUAUUAACCAACGGCUCUUAUAUAAGAUACAAAAUUUGGUUUUCUCAUGUUUUGGCAGUGGCUGCUCAUAAUAUUAGACUAGAAAUAAUAAAUUUAUAAUUAGACAGUCAUACACCGCAGCAGUGUACCUCUCUAUUUACUAUAAUUCCAAAAGGCCUAUAGGAAAACGGUAGGGUUAUUUUACAUACAUUUCAUACAUACAGAAAGUAUAUAAUUAAAUAAUGAUUCUGAAUCUGGUAAUUUACGGGGACGACUGCCACUGUUUUAUGGAAUUUCACGAAUGUAUCCCUAAAUCGAUGGCUAUGCCGCGCCUAACCUGAACCCUAAAUCGAUCCCUAUGCCUAACCUGAACCCUAAAUCGAUCCCUAUGCCUAACCUGAACCCUAAAUCGAUCCCUAUGCCUAACCUGUAACCUGAACCCUAACUCGAUCCCUAUGCCUAACCUGAACCCUAAAUCGAUCCCUCAACCUAACCUAAACCCUAAUUCACUGCAACUAUAAUAAACACACAAAAGACGCUGUGGCAGCCGUCCUCAGAUUUAGCCCUGAAUCUCUGACACUCUAUAAGACCUCUCAUAAAGCUAAAAAUUGUCACCUAAAUUCUAUAAAAUCCAUGAUAUUUAAAUUUGGUUAAUGCCGAGAAUUGGUGCCAUAAUGUAUCGCACGGCUGCCAUCUUGGUUGCCACGACCCGUAAACUUUUAUAAUUAUAGAUUUUUCAAUUAUAAUAACAAUAAUAAUAAAAAGGGCAGAAACAGAAAGUGUCGAAUUAUUGACCAUGCACAUUGCCUCUAAGACAAUUGCGCCCUUUGAAACCCAAUUAUUCCUUGGCCUAGGUCUCAACUCAUCCCACCAAUAAAAUUAGCCUACUACUACUACUUAUUUACAAUUCUCUUUCAUUUUGUUAAUCCUUUAGGCGAUACAUAUUAAAUGUAUUUGAUAGGCAUCUCUGAAAGUGAAGUGGCGAUAAUUUUAUAAUUUAAAGUUAAAGCGCUAAAAUAUACCUUAUUAAGGAUCUCUCAUUUAUGACUUUAAAAUACAAAUUUAACUGAGUAGGCCUAGGUCUGCUUGUAAAAUUAUAAGGAAUUAAUGACUUGAUGAGUUGAUGCACGUUUGCUGCCUCAGUCUUUCCCCUUAAAUUAUUUAGUGUAAUAUUAACAUUUAUUGCAUUUAUCAUCAGAUUUGGGUUAAUUAGUUCACAUUUUGUAGACCUUUGCAUCAUUAUUAUUACCAUACUCAUAGAAAUGAUACAUGAUCCAAUUUUCAUUAAUUAUCAUUGACUCAUUAUCAUUAUAACAACCAUAUAUAAUGAUUAGCAUUUAAUCUAGCCUAUGUACCAUAAUUAAAAUCCAUCAUUAUAUCUCUGGAUUAGUCACUUAUUGGUUUAAAAACUAUCUUGAUCUUAUUCUCCUCAGUAUGUUUGAGGUUGCAGAGCAAUCCUCAGAAUAAAUUAGAGUUUUCAGGCAUCAGCCCAGAGAGAUCCUUUGCAGAUUUUAUCUUUGCACAUGUUAUCCUUCACUUGGUCGUCAUCAACUUCAUAGGAUAAACAUAAACUAAAAGCUGCAUUUAUUUAUGCCAGGUAAGAUUCUAUUUUAUUGAUUUUCAUUAUUAUUUUUUUAAUGACGCAUUGUUUGUUGUUAACUCAUUCCCGACGGUUGCUACUAAAUGGGUCCUUUGGGGGUUUUCUCCUGAUGCGUCCAAAUGUGUCCCGGCGCAUAGCGACACACCUCUCUUAUUUUUAGUUAAAAAUAGCAAGGAAAUCUCGGGUCCCUCGAGACUUCCGGCUAAGGCGUGAUUUCUGCGUGAUUUUAAUUUAGAAACCGGAAGUUUUUAUCUUGUUUCACUUUAAAACUAUGUGUGCUUAAGUAUGGCUAAUCUACAUCUAGCAUGUGUUCGUUCGAGGUGCCAAAAAUCUUUUUUUUGGCCAUUUUUCAUUAUUUUUCCCCCGCUAAUGUUAUAUUUUCAUUCAACCUUAUUUAUUUUUUAAUGCUUAAAAAAAUAUUUAAAAAAUGUAAAUCAAUUUCAAAACUGAGUUGCUUCCCUUUUCUCAGAACAAUAAAUUUUAAGUAUGGAAGUAGCACUGCAGGAGGGAAUGAGUUAAGUACGGAAGUAGCACUGCCGGAGGGAAUGAGUUAAUGUCUGGUGAACUUGUGUGUAUCCGGAAAUUUGAUCGAAAGAAAUUUCGUCGGCGGAAAAUUGAUCGAACAGAAAUUUGGUCCAAUCUUUUUUUCUGUUCAAACGUUUAAGUUUUGUGUCAAAUUUCUUUUUGAAAGCAUUAUUUUGUUUUACUAUAUAGUAUAGUAAAUUUUCUGUCAACGAAAUUUCUUUUGAUCAAAUUUUCCAGUAACUGUACUUGUGUUAUCCCAUUAUAAAUAAAUUUUGGUCACUAACUUCUAGGGUUGCCUGCUCAAUAAAAGAAAUAAGUUAAUGGACAAAUAUGAAGCCAUCCAUAAAUGAUGUCACACUUUGGUUGGGGGUGGGGACAUAAAUUUGUGAAGAUAUGUGAGUGAUGACAAGGUAAAAAAUAUACCAAAAUAUCAUGGCAAUGUCAUUUAUGGAUUCUGAAAAGUCUUUAAAAAUUUUAUUGAAACCAAUUUUAUUGUGUGCAAAUUUUUAACAUUAAAUUUAAAAAUAGAAAUGCAUUUAUCAUAUUUACUGCCAUCCACAUUUCAGAAUCAUGCUUAUAUAAAUGAACACAAAUACUUUUACUUUGUCGCUGAUGCAUACAAUUUCAUUUUUAGUAUAGGUUAUGUUUUUUUAAAUUACAAAUUCUAACCAUGUCUUUUCAUAAGGUUAAUAAAGUUAACAAGUUUGUCUGAUUUUCUGUUCCAGAUGCAUUUUUUUUUGUGUGUAAACUGUUCAUGAUUGAUGCUUACAAGUGAGGACAUCAGAUCAAGGGAAGAGCGAGAAUCAGCACUUUGUUAAGAUGGAAUAUGGUGUCAUAUUUAGUGUUAAAAUCAGUUUUAAAAAAUCCAAAUAAAAUACGAAAAAACUUAUCUACCAUAUUUUACAUCGUUGUUGUGUACCAGGUAGCACUAUAUGAACUAUUGAGGUCUCUAAAUAUUAUGGUGUAAACUAAAGUUGACAAUUUCAAUGGUUAUUUUACACUACAUUUACAGGUGUUUUAAAAUUUAAAAAAGCUUUGUGUAAAACAACAAAAGAAUUAUUUGAAAUUCUAUUAUAAAAUGUACAAUUUUUGGGUAUUACUAGUACCGGUAUUAGUAUUAUAUUUCACAUAUGAUUCUAAGAAAUAACUGAAAGAGCGUGCAAAAUGAUUCUGUUCUUUGUUUAGUGGUAAGAGUUUUAAAGGUGACACAAGGAGACAUUCUAAGAAAAGCUUAACUAUUGCCUUGUUUAUCCUUGGUUGUGCUAAAAAUGUGUAUAAUGGAAAAAAAGGUUGCUCUACUGGUAUAUUAAAUUUGUAAAAUAACACAAAAUAAAUAUAUGUAUAGUAUAAGGUAUAUAUUUACAUUUUGAAAGUCAGUGGAUUAGGAAGUUUGAGUAAAUAUCUUGUCAAGCAGACCUUGCCUUAAAUUGUAAGUGUGAGGUGAAAUAAUUUAAUAACGUCUGUCAAAAUAAAAGGGAAAAAUUUAUUACUGGAUAUACCAAUACCAACAGACAGUGAAGCCAUGCGACUUAUUGAUGAUACUCCUCCUCUCCCCCCCCCCCCUAUAUUUAAAAAAUAGAUUAUCCAUAUAUCCUGCUCUUAUGUCCA